CCCCGUUAGUAAUUGGUUUUGUCCAUCGUUACCAAGAUGGCGGCAGAUUUGAGUCCAGUAGAAAAAGAAACUCUUGAAGCGCUUUUACAGGUAAAAUUUGGAUAAAUUAAGUUGGUUUUAACACCGAUAUUAUGUAGGGAAAAAAUGUUUUGCCAAAAAUGUUGCAGAAAAUAAUAAACAAUCGCAGUAGUACCAUUCAUGUGCUUUGUGCUGUGGCAGGGCACUACGUUAACUGGUAGCAUGGCAACAUCCAGUGUAGGCUUCAUUAAUUACGGUAUGCCCGGGCACAUUGUUUUCAUUUCUUAUUUUUUGAGUGUAUUGUGUAAGGGAUUGCUGAUUACGCAUAGCUUUUAAGUUUUAAUGUGCUAUUUUCGAUGAUGAUAUUCAGUUGUUGAUGAUAGUGAUAACCAGCUUACAGACGUGUCUUCUUAUGGGAGACCCUGAACAGUUGUUGGUAUUUAGCUUAUCUGUUGGAUCUACUAGUUAGUCAUUAAAUUGUUUCAUGUGUUUUCGUUUUUUUACCCAUAUUUAUGCCAGAGCCUUCAAAGAGAUAUCAACUGUCUGGCAGAUGACAACAGAGGGACAAGAAAGCGAGCCCUGGAAAAGAUUAGCAAAGAAGUCUUUUCAAAGAAGUCAAAGUUAUCUGCUUCAGUAAUGAAAACUUUUUUUGAAGAAAUUUUAAAGCCUGUUUUGAAGCUGUUUUCAGACCCAACUGAAAAAUGCAGAGAGCUUUCUUUACAGAUGGUUACUGAGUAAGUUUAUGGUGAACUUGUCCGAAAACUAUAAGCAGACAUGAAAAUUUGGUGUGUGGUUGUUUUGCUGUAUCAUGAAAUCGAUUGGCUACAAAGCAUUUUUCUUUUCACUGCAUCAACUGCUGCAAAAAGAGUUGAUUCUCUUCAAAGUAUACAAUCAACUCUCUCGUAAGCGACCACCCUUGGUGCACAAAAAAGUUGUUUGGUUACGGAAGGUGGUUGUCGAUGGGAAAACUCACGGAAAUAAGCUAAAACUGAACUGAUUAACGUAACUGCUUAAAAUCAUUACCUUACAUCUCAAAAUUAGGUAAAUAGACAACUGGCAAAAUUGUGAUGUUUCAUAUCGAGCAGUGCUUGAAACAUGUUGAAACUUUGUUCUGAACAUUUUGCAGCAGUGAGGAUGAUGUGAACUGCGGGAAUGCAAAUUUAAAUGAAGAUAUGAUCAUCGCAGUGGUAAUUUCAAUGUAAGAAUAAAAAUUAUCACAUUGCAUCAUUGUUACAAUCCACCAUUUUACUUACACCCAUCUUGUUUGUAAGUCAACUGCUGUAACCUAUCAAUACACUUGGUCAGCAGUAUUUAAAAACUGACCUUUUUUGUUGUUUAGAGGAAUGGUAAUAAUGUAACAGUCAUAUGUGAACAUGCCUGGUGGUUGCUUGCGGGAAACAGAAAACAAUUUCUGGUUUAAAAGGUGGUUGCACUUGCUGUGAGAGAGUUGAAUGUAUUUACUUUGAGAUGAUAUUUUGUUCUACCUAAUCGCGAAGCUUCUCAGCUAUUGUAGCCAAGUUGAUGCCUCUGUACAGUUUGACUAGUCGAAGCAAAUCCAAAAUGUCAAAUUAACACAACAUCUAGUCUUCUGUCCUUGUUGAAUUUGCUUAAUUAAUCUUCUUUUGAUGUUCUAAUUUUUUAACUAGGUAAAAAGAUUAAUGCCUGCAUUGAUGCUUUACCUUUACCACUCUAGAUUUGCUAAGCAAGUGGCGGACAUGUCCCAGUUUCUUCCAUAUAUAAUUCCAACAGUGGUCCAAAGACUAGGCCAGCCAGAAUUAGUUGAGCCUUGUGAAGAAAUUAGACUUUCUACAGUGGAAAUGUUACUCUCUGUCAUUGAGAUAUGUGGUGAAAAAGUUGGUGUAUAUAUCGAUGACUUGAUAAAAAUACUUCAGAGAACUCUUGUUGAUCCAUUUCAUGAUGUAAGAAAGGUAAGAAAGAUUUGGGAUUUAAUCGUUUGCACAGGCUGCCCAUCAAGCCUCACAGGCUCACCCCAUUUUAUAAAUAAAUAAACAUUGACCAGGCCUGUUAUUGCUGCCGCAGUGAGUGAGCCUGAAGUGAACAAAUGAGGCAGCUCUCUAAUUGGCAAAAUAUUACAUUAUAGGGGCAUUCAAUCACUUUUUCUUGCCAAACUCAAGGAAUUGUGGUUAUGCGUGAAUGAAAGAUUUAGGAUGCACAAUGGACUUGCAAGGAAUUGUGGUUAUGUGCGAAUGGAAGAUUUAGGAUGCGCAGUAGACUUGCAAGGAAUUGUGGUUAUAAAUGCUGGAAUGGGAGAUUUAGAAUGUGCAGUGGAUUACCAUGUGCUUUGCUCUCACUGAUUUUCAACUGCAAUCUGAAUAAUUUGCAAUCUCGUUAAAGUAUGUAUAGAAAAAAAAGGUCUAAUUAGCAAACAAACAACUUUGCACUUGCUGUAUACUUUUGCAGUUGGCCGACACUUGUUGACCGAGAAGUGAAGGCAUUCAUAAUGAAUUCAUUGUAGUUGAUCAUGAUGCCAUGGCAGAAUGAAAGCAAAUUUCGAAACCUCUGUAUAUUUGGGUUGGUUUUCAGAAAACAGGACACGGUCAAGACCAGCAAAAUAGCGUAGCAUAUGGACAAUGAAAUAGCCUCACUGGAGCAAGCACCCAUUUUAUACCUUUCAAGCAUAUUUCACAAAAUGAAAUAUUUUAUAUAUAAAUUUAUCGGUUUUAUUAUUCGCUGUGGCUAUAUUGCCAGUAACUGGUCAAGAUUUAGAAAACACUAAAUGACCAGCAGUCUGAUAUUUUAAGUAUUUUUAUUAGUGAUUAGGGUUAAGCACUGAUGAUACUGAUUAGGGUUAAGCACUAAAAAUACUAAUUAGGGUUAAGCACUAACCAUACUGAUUAGGGUUAAGCCCAAAGAAUAAGAGGGCUAUUUAUAUGAGAAAACUAAAACAUCAUUGUAUGAUAAUGCAUGAUACGCUGAACUUUAUCAAAUUUAGAGAGCAGGUUGACUUCAUUAAUGGAAAAGAGAUGUUUUGGUUUUGUUUAUACCUGUAGGAAAGUUGUCGAUGCACAAAUGUUUUAGCUGCAGCUGUUCCUGAGCAGUUUUAUUUCCAAGCCAACUCACUUGUGACUCCUCUUCUAAAGUCUCUAUCUCAUCAACAUUCUAAAGUCAGAGUUUCUUGUAUACAGGUAAGAAAAUAUUACUGUGUAGAAAAUGUAACACAAUUUUCAAUUCUGUGGCGUUUUUCAGUGGUUACAUUUUCCCAUCCUGGGCACUAAAAUGGGUCUUUUUAGACAUGGUGGUUCAAACAUUCAGUGACAAAGUUCGUGUAUGUCAUUUCUAUUAUGUAGCAAGAUGUUUGUAAAUAGUUCUUGUUUUUUUGUUUAAUCCUUCAGUUUUUGUUGAUUUGAAAUCCUGCAGAAGAAAUAAGCACCCCUUUCAAAUAUGUGCCCCCUAGUUUUCUUGCGUCAGAAAAGAAAGUAUUUUUGAGGAUUAAUUGACAGUAAUUAGACCUUAAAUUUUGAUUGCUCUCUCUAGACGUUAGGUAUUGUCAUUAGCUACGGAGAUGGCAAAAAUGUGGAUGAUGUAGUUUCACAUCUUGCCCAGAGAACAUUUGACAGUGCACCAACAGUGAGAGCAGCUUUGACUGGUGUUAUUGGUGACUGGCUGUUAAAUCUUCGUGACAGGUGAAAAAAUAAUAUAAGAAGUUAGUACAGUGUACAUGUACAGUGAUUUUUAAAGAAAAGUGGAGUAGAUGGUAAGGCAUGCGUGUACACUCUCUUGGUUCAUUACUACUCCCUUACUUUGAAGACUGAACACAGCAGCGCGGCUGCUAUGUUUGUACUCUAACAGCACCAGGGAGCUUGGGGAAACUAACUUUUGAUUUUGGGAAACUUCAAAAUCUUACAUACACAUGGUUUGCACGGCCUGGAAUACUCCUAGAAAAACUGCUAGGUCGUUAAAAAGUCCUUAAAAACUGUUUUUCUUCUUGAAAACUCCUUGAAUUUGAAGAAGCGGUACUUGAAUUGUAUUAAAAACCCAUGGAACACUUGAGACUACAACAAAAUAAGUUCAUGUUUGACUUCAAAAGAUUGAAGGAAUUGCUGAGAAACACAUUCGAAGUCUCAUAUGAUGAAAAACUUUCUUUGUCAGGGCAAUUCAGUGUUUCUUUAAUAAUCAAAGUAUCCAAGUAACUGCAUCCUUAAUGCAGUUUCCCAUUACAAGUGUAUUCGUCAGUCUAUCAGCCGCACUCUUAGCAAACAAAACCACAGCUGCUUGAAGGAGCUUGAAGCAUGAAAUUUAUUCAAAAUGUAUUUGGAUCUUUUUGUACUUACAGGUAUUGGUUUGUUGGCAUGACUGUGCAAAAUAUGUAAUAUUUGUGACAAAAUAAUGUGUGCACCUGAGAAAAUUAACUUCUUGAAUUUUCUUAUUAAGUCCUUCAAAAUUUCUGGAAAAGUUCUUGAAUAAAAGUUUAUGAAACCUUUAUGAACCAUGGUACAUUGUGUUUAAAACAAAAAUAUGUUGGGCACCCAAGAUGUCAUAUAUGGAAUCCUUUAGGUAAUCUAAUCUUUUUUAGAGUGUAGCAAAGUCCAGUCAGGGCACUACACUUAGUCCAAAUCAUGUUGUUAAGGCUUUCUGAAAGUCAGCUGCUUCUAGAGGCUAGAUGGAGUUGUCUGGCUUUUAAGUAACACUCACUUUUUAUGCCCUGGAAACUUGUACUCCACUAUCUUGGACCAUUCAAAUAAAUCUAAAUUGACAUAUUACCUGGAUUUCACCAAAAAAUCUGUGCUCCAUCCUUUCAUCAGAACAGAAAAUCCCUAAACAUUUGAUGGAGCCCUUCAACUGAUUCUUAUUCUUAUAUUCAGGUUAAAAUUUUUUUAACCCAGGUUGAUUCUCAAUUUCCUUUUUCUAGGGCUAGGAGACAAAGGAAAUUGAGAAUCAACUCAGCAGGUUAAAAAAUUUUAACCUGAAUAUAAUUUUGACAUGUAACAUUUACUAAUGCUAUUAUUGGAAAACUUAUCAGUCACAUUGUUAUUUGUAGAUAUUCAUAUUUCCAUAAGUUACUGCCAUUAUUGAUGACAGGCUUGUCUGAUGAAAUGCCUGAUAUUCAGAAGCAGGCAAGACAGCUCAUGGAAAAGGUAAUAAAAAUGCUUCUUAUUAUGUGACAAGUAUCAGUCAUUAACCCAUUCACACCCAGUUUAGCUGCCUGUAAAUGACUGAGUGAAAAGUCUCUUAUAUAUAGCCUGUGUAGUAGGUGCUUGGAAGUAAUACACAAGAAAAGAAAGGUGCAUGUGAUGGAGACACACGCACCCCAUUCUUUCUUGUACCCAUUAUUUCCAAGCGCCUGCUACACAGGCUACUAACACGACAGAGGCACAUGCACCCCAUUUGCGAUUCUUUCUUCUGCCCAUUAUUUCCUAGUGCCUGCUUCACAGGCUACUGUCUUAUGUACUACUGGUAUGUACCAUAUAAUGAUUGGGAUCUUUUAGUGCGAGAUUCAGCCACAACAAGUAGGCCAGAGACAACAUAAAAUAAUGUGACUUUGACACAAAAAUGAAAAUGAGAAUCGUGCUCCACUAACCCCUGUACUUUUGUUAGAAUAUUUUUAAGGGCUUUGAAGCUUAGCAUUAAUUUCCCAGCAAAAGUAAGACAAGGGAAGAGAAUCAAAAAAAGUGACGAGGAGAGAAAGUGAAAGAUGUUAAAAUAACUCCCAUAACUGCAAAAUAAAAAAAUAAAGAUACAUGCACACUUGGUCUUGUAUGACAGGUGGGUGAACAGUUUGCAGCAGAGAAUGAAGAUGAUUUAAAAGACAAAAUGGAUUUUGAGGAAAUCCCAGAUUACAAGCUUUCGACAGGUAACAUUACUUAAACAAUAAAUGCCAUGCUUCUCAGAUACAUAAGUUUUACAGUCUGGAAAUUUAUAGACUUUAAGAAGCACCUCAUUUUCUUCAGUUAUAGUAGAACAGGCGAGAUACGCAGCGCACGAAGAAGGUGAUACGUGAAGAGUGUCACCUUCCUGAAGGGUGGUAAUUUUCACGCGUGGUCCCGUAUUCUGCUCAUUUCACUAUCCCAGGAAGAAAUGAGACUAAUAAUGCUUAAUGUUUUAGGCUAGGAAAAUUAUCGAGAAUUUUUGCUUUGUUGUGCUAUGCUUUUUUCAUUCCAUAGGUAUGACACGCCCCAGUCUGGGAUGCAGGGUUUUAGUUCAAAGAAAUUUGUCUAAGAUUUUACCUGCUGCACUACGAGACAUGGCUGACUGGACUGCUGACACAAGAGUUAAGGUUGUUUGGCAAUUUUUUUGAUGUGAACUUUUUGAUGAUUAACUCACUGCAUAUCUCUUUGAACUGCAUAAUGAUUUACCGAAUUUUAUUAAGAAGAUGAAACUGAGCUAAACUGAAUGGUAAAACUGUGACUGAACUAAUUUUGGGUAUUUUCAAUGUAUGUACAAGUAAAAAAAAACGUGCUGAAGAGUGUGAUUCUUUGUUCUCGCCCUAAUCUCUUUUAAUCAAUGAACACUCGGUGAAGAUCGCACUAACAUUGCAAGUCAACAAAUUUGUCUCACUUUUGAUGGCUUCCAUAAGCAUUGCAAACAACAAAUCAGAAGAUGUUUUAAUUGCAGCGUUGUGCAUUUCAACGAGAUUUCAUUCCAGCUCCUUAAAAAUUGCCCUCCAAACGGCUUGGUUCUGUGUGUGAGGAAAGUUUGUACAAAACACGUCAAUCUUUGAAACAUUUGUUGAAAGGUAGCCUGAGAAAACAGCCGUCAUUUCUCGACCCCUCGGUACCACUGGUUUCCCCGCGAAAUGACAUGCGAGGAACGAACUCAGAAACUUCAUACUGAUGACAUGUCUUUAUCCAGGUCUGGGUAUUGCUUCUGAUUGGUUGAGGCAUAACCAUUGAGAUGCACUACCUAGAUUUACACUCGUUCUUCAGAUGUCAUUUCGCGGGGAAACCAGUAGUGGCGUCGCAAAAUGUCGGCCGUUUUCUUAGGCUAGCUGAAAGGUGGUGGUAGUGGCGGGAUCUGCUCUGUAAAAUUGUGACACCUGUACUAACAGAGCUGCGAUUUUUCCCUUCCUCAGGCUUCUUCUUUAGUUUAUUUCUUGCUAUUUUAUGCUGAGGACCACACAACUCAACACAUGGAAACAUUGUUACAAGGGUUGUAUAAAGCUAGCCUGGAUGAAAAUGAGCAAGUUGUUAGACAGGUAACACCUUAUAUCCUUCAAUCAGCUAACUUUCCCGUAUAAGUCGAAACUAAAACUAAAGAGUUUGCUUGGAUUUAAUUACGUUAAUUUUUGCUGAGUAUGUGCCGCUGGCCUCUCAGAACCCCUCCCCCAUUAUAGUCUACCCUGUGGCCAAAUAAAGACCCUAUCUUAGUCACUUUGGGGAUUUUUUUUUCUCGAUCCCAACUUGGUAACUCUCUUUUUAUGUAUAUAACUUAUAAAGCCUUUUAACUAGGUCAUUUUGAAAUUUAUUGACUCAUCGGUUAACUUUAAUGAAGUAAAAAUCUUCUCAUGUUUAAAUCCCUACCAGUACCUACCUGAAUUUUCUGAUCCCCAAAUCCCACAAAUGUGCGAUCCCAUUCUAGUAACUCUAAUGAAAGUACAGCCCCAUUCUAGUCAAUGCAGUCGUGAAAUGCGACCCGGUCCAGCGGCACAUUAGCCCAUUAGCCUAUUACUAGGAAUUACUUCCCUCCCCCCCCACCACGCCCUCGCGGAGAAAAAUGAUCUCUUGGGGGUUUAUUUUGCUUGUAAGCGAACAGGCGUAUAGGGAGUUUGUUGAAUGACAAAUUUAGUGCACCAGUUUUCUUCUUAGGGAAACCUCUCUCUUCGACAGUCAGUUUUUGAAAUAAAGAUUUAAGCAAAUUAUAACAAAAAAAACUUUCUUACAUAGCCAGCAGAUUUACCGUUAUUGGUUUCCUGAUUGAAAUUAGCGCAGGCACUGUAUUUGGAGAAAAAAUCGUAAGUCCCUUUCCUUUGUUAUUUUAAUUUCAAAUAUUGAUAGUUUAUGUGUUACUCUACUAAGGUUGUAUCAAGUGCGGAGCUGGUUGGUAGUUUUGUUGAUCCAGCAGUGUUUUGCAAGUUAGCUCUCCCUCAUCUCAAGUCUGCAGCGGGCAGCUCUGCUACUGGUUGCAGUAGUUGUUUAUUGAUUCUUGCGGCAUUGAUAAGGGGUUGUAAUCCAGAGCUCCUUAAACCUCUUCUAAAGGUAAGUUCCUGCAAUCCUCUGACCUCUCAGACGUUCUUAGGGCUUCGUCAUGUGUUCCUCCUUUACGAAUGAUUAACCUGCAGGAACUUAGCCUCUCAUGGAGAUUUUCUUAGGUCUUCUCAAUCGUUUAGGCCUGAGGAACGCAUUAACAUUAGGGGCAUUCAUUUAUUGUAACCAGUGCCACAAAAGUAUUCUGGUAAAGUCCCUCACACAGUGUUAAAAUUGUCCCUCAAAGGGCUUGAGGACUGGAGGAAGGAUAAUAAGAUAUUUAUAUUUGUAGACUUGGUGUCAGCGCAUCCCCUGUACAAGUACUCCUUCACCCAAAAAAAACACAAAUGGACCCUUGGCUAUCUCAGAGUUUGUUUCGUUAUGAAAAAAGUCUCGGCAUGAAGCUUUCUCUUCCCCUCUUUCGCAAUCGCUUUCGCCCACUUCGCUCACUUUUUACCCUUUCUGGCUAACCUGUAAGCAAAUCUAUGGGAUCCUCUACAAUGUUUCGUAUUAUUGAACCAACAGCUGUACAUAGGCCUUAUGGGCUGCGACUUACAAAGGUCCUGAAACCUCAGACUGAGUUUUAACAAAUUAAUUUUAAGUGAUCAAAGUGUCAUUUGCAUUUUUUCAAUCACUGUUGUGAUGUUUAUUCUCGACUUAUAUUUUAUUGUCUAUUCUCAAUUCUAGGACGUAUGUAAUACAAUUUCUUUACAAGAUGUCUGCUGCACAGAACAGUCUUCUUGUCAACAACAUCUUUUAGCGACGGUUUCUGCCAUUGUAGACAAGGCUGGUGAAGAGACCGGUGCACACAGUUUCACAUUGUUCUACGUUUUAAUACAUGUGAUGGCUCUUCAGCCACAAGGAAGUCUUCAACGAGAGGUAUAAAUUGCGACAGAAGUAUCGAUCAUUAUUGCUGCAAGUACAGUAGAACCUCCCGUAAAGAACUCCCUGAGUAUCAGAGAACGCAGGAGCGUAGAAUCCAUAUAAGCACAUAUGCCCGUGCGUACAGCUGAAAUGUAAUCUGGAAAAAAAUAUGUGCACUCAACUGAAAUUAGGAAUAUAUGAUUGCAAAACGCAGCUGAAGUCAGUGAAAUUAGUCAGUGACGGCACGUCACGCCCUUUGCUUGUAACCUCCUUGAUGGCGUCAUUGUUUUACCCUUUUUUUCCGUUAUUACUGUAACCUUACCGAUAACGAUAGAGAUGGGAAAAGUAAACAACUAACUACUGUAUUUUUCUUCGUAUAUAUUUACUGAAAAUGUCUUGCGGAAAAAGUAGAAAAUGGCAUUUCCGAGACCCUAAAUGUCAGAUCCCCCCAGCCUAAGCCACCUUCAGCGCUAUAACUUUCAUCCCGUGCAUACACUUUCAAAAUCGCACGCUGCGCCCCUGGAGAGGGUCCCUCAGGAGAGGUGCCCUCUAAUGGGAGUGUAAAAGGGAGUGUAAAAAUAAUACUAAUGGUGCUUACCAAAAAUUGACCAGACCCGGUUUUUUGAAGAUGAAAUGUGCUUUUUUCGAAAGUUUUCGCUAAAAACCCAUCAUUACUGUGCAUUCACCAUUUACACAUAGACCAUAAUACACCUUGCUUACACCUCGAAAUUUUGCAUAAUUAUUGUCCUUGAUUUUUCUUGGGACGGCUGUAAUACCCAGGAGAAAUUGGAAAUAGUAGUUAUGCAAAAUUUUGGGGGGUAAAGAAGGUGCAUUAUGGUUUAUGUGAAAAUGGUGAAUACUAUUUAUAGGUAACAAUUAUUCCACGACUGCUCGUUGGAUGUGAGAUGGUUGAUAGCCAACAAGGCGCGUAGCGCCGAGUUGGCUAUAAUCAUCUCGUAUCCAACAAGUACGAGUGGAAUAAUUGUUAAAUAAUUUGUUUUAAUUAAAAAAACACCCACAAAAUAUCGAGAAUUCUUCCCGACUUUAUUUGUAAAAACAACCGAUUUUCAGCUUGUUUUUAAUUUUGAGCAGACGCGUACAGUUACCAUAUUUGGAGAGCAUGGUAUAAUGGCUCAUAUACCAUGAUGGCUGAGCCAAUCAGAGCUUUAGAAUUGCAUUAUCCGAUGAUUCAGUUUUUAAUAAUUAGGAAUAGACUGACCUGGCUGGAAAUUUUUGAUUAACAGUGGAAAUCUCUUUACAACUGGACUGGUCUGGCAAAGCAGUUUUGACUGAUGGAAUGCGUCUUAAUUGUCCGCUUACCUAAGUGUCCGCUCAAGGUGGUUCGACUGUAGCUUGGCGCAUGUACGUGCUGUUUUAAUAUCGGAUCCAAUUUACUGUUUUGCGUUUCUGACUUCAUUUUGACAGGUGAAUGUUGUGUUAACCAAGCUUGCAUCAACGCAAAGAUUGGAAAGUGUGUCAAAGCUGUAUGAAAAUCACAUUCAGGAGUUCCUUGAGAAGCUUAAAGUAAGCAGUACUACUUUAGGUUAUGCUGAAGCGGAAACACAUCGUAAGACUAGGCAUACUUCUUUUUUUAAGAACAAUCUGACUUGUGGAGCUAUACUUAUCCACCUUGAAGACCGUUUACGAAAAUUAUUAUGAUUCUUGUGGACAGAGCUUUUAGUCACUGCAUGAUUACUGAGUGAUCGGUCGGCAUCAUUUGUUCGUACUAAUGGUCUGUGUUUAUAGUCAGUGAUUAGUUGGAGCCGUUACUCCUUUGAAUGACGUCUAGUCCACUGCCGUCACUGUGUAGACAAUAGCCUAGUCGAUAGGUGUAGAUGAUAACAUUCACCUCCUUUAGGGAGACAUUCACUUCUCCUCCCUUCCCCUGAGUUCCUUUCAAAUACAGUGAACCUCGAUAUAUCGAAGAGCCGAGGUUUUAUUUUCUGCUUCUUUUGCUUAUAUUUUACCAUUACUAGGGCGAAGAAUCUCGUUCGCCAUACCGAGGUUCCACCGUAUUUGCUCAGUGACCAUUCCAACUUUUUAUUCUUUAGAAGAACCAUACCUCUUGGACUCAUCAUUCUCCAGAGUGUCGACUGUUUGAUGUGCUGUUGUCAGAAUCUGGACCAGUAGUUAGUGGGCACCUUACAGAUGCCAUGGACAUCUUUACAGAGUGCUUAGACAGUCAUAAGAAAGACCCUGAGCUGCGACUAAAGUAAGCGGGUACAUAAGUGUUUCCUGGGGUCUCUGUGAGUCACACACCCUACUGACGCAAGCGCUAGUUUUCUGCUAUGUAGCUGAGCUGUGUCCAUCGUAUUUAGAGUUACAGAAAGGCAAGAAAAAAUUGGCCAGAAACAACUAGAAACUGAUGCCCGCCCGAUUUGGCCAACAAGGGUGAUCGCCUUAAAAGAGAUCAAGUGUUUGGUUUAGAUAGCUGGAUACUGGCCAAGUUCUUUUUUUCGCCCUUUUAUGAACCGAGGCAAGGUCUAGGUCAAUAAAACUGCAAAAUCGAACGAAGCCAGUAUUGAUCCAUUGUCGACCGGGCAAGAUAAGCUUGUUUUUUCGGAUAGAUAAUCAGAAUCGCAAUAUUCCCUUCAUCUUGCCCACUCGCGAAACCAGCCAUAUAAUAAUAAGAAUUNGAUCGCCUUAAAAGAGAUCAAGUGUUUGGUUUAGAUAGCUGGAUACUGGCCAAGUUCUUUUUUUCGCCCUUUUAUGAACCGAGGCAAGGUCUAGGUCAAUAAAACUGCAAAAUCGAACGAAGCCAGUAUUGAUCCAUUGUCGACCGGGCAAGAUAAGCUUGUUUUUUCGGAUAGAUAAUCAGAAUCGCAAUAUUCCCUUCAUCUUGCCCACUCGCGAAACCAGCCAUAUAAUAAUAAGAAUUUACAGAAUGAAGACAAAUUGAACCGGAAGCAACUAGACACUGAUAACCGCCUGAAAUGGUUUACAGGGGUGUCCGCCGAAAAAGAGUUCAUUAUACAUGAAUACAAAAACCUAACGACGACAUAAAGUGGAACGUCUGUGUGCCAACAGUUCUCGAAUUUUUCAACCAUCAAAAUCAGUUUGCCCUGUACUGGCCCCAGUUUUUUAAAAGUUGGAUGGCGCUAUCCACCAGGGCCCAGUUGUUCAAAAGGUGGAUAACGCUAUCCACUGGACAAGUCACUAUCCACUGAAUAGCACAAUUGGUUCUUGUAAUAAUCAUCCACUGGAUAGUGAUUUAUCCGGUGGAUAGUGCUAUCCAACGUUUGAACAAGCCGGGCCAGAUAAAUCUCUAUCCAGUGGAUAAGUAUGAGGGAAACCAAUUACGUUUUCCAGUAGAUAGUGAUUUAUCCGGUAGAUAGAGUUAUCUACAUUUUGAACAGCUGGAGCCAGCACUAUAAUAAAUUGGAGCCUCUUGUGAGUGACCGUCUUCUGAAGACGACCACCACAUCUUGGCAUUUUGGAUGGUUGCUUGCGGAAGGUUUGGCCGUACCUCACUUCAGUCAAAGAAGGGAAGAAUUUUUAAAACUUACUUAAAUGGAUUGGAUAUAAUUUAUUGACUAAAAUUUGGUAACAUCGUUUCUGUUUUUUUUUUUUUUUUAAACAAUAUACGGCUUCUGUAAUGAAAUAAUAAUCUGGCCCGGGUUGCUCGAUGCAUGGUUAGUGCUAAUCAGCGUUAAAUACCAUGGAAACCUAUACAUUUUGAUACCUCUUAACCAACGGUUAGCGCUGACCAGGCUUCGAGCAACCGGCCCCAGAACUAUAAGUUAAAAAGUAGUGACAGAAAAUUUGCAAAUCGACACUUGGACGCCAUCUACCUUCUUUCUUAUGAAACUGAAUUGUUGCUGAUGCUUGCAAGACAACACAAAAGAAGAACCUCACAGUGAUGGAUAAAUAUCUUGAGAAAUAUUGAAAAUGCUGUACUUAGCUGUGUUAAAAAUUAAUACUUUACGAUUAUUGUGCCGUUAAUAACACUUAUUUUGACUGAGGUGUGAAGCGAGUUAACGAAAUCGUAUUUUGUGAAAUUACAAUUACGAUCCAAUGACCUAUCAUUUAGACUCCCUCGCAGCCGUUUUUGUCUCGUCACGAAACGCGCGAGACUACCUUUCUUUGAGUAGCACUUUAAUACUAUUGAUGUUUAUGAUUGGAUUUACCCUUAGGAUGUUUUCCUUGUUGUCACGUCUUCUCAUGAAUGCUUCCCAGUCGGUGGAGUCAAAGAACGCUUUUAGCUCACAUUCAGUGACUGUUGUACAGAAACUCGUUAUUCCUAACUGUGUGUGGCAGGCAGGAAGGUAAAUUCAUAUUGAAUGCUGCUGAAUAGGUGUACUGUAUUUAAUGCACCUUUUUAAACAGGACUUCUGACAAUGUCAAAAUUUUUGUGACAAUUUGAGCAACAAUGUGAAGUAACGAACUUCUUUUACUUCCAGAACUGCUGCCGCUGUCCGUUCUGCAGCUAUCUCUUGUCUCUGGGCGUUACUUAACUCCAAUUUGUUAUCUUCUCAAGAUGCCGCGCAAGUUAUGAAGGAUCUUCUUACUCAGGUAUUGCAAAUCCACACUUGAACUCUGAACAGACUUAUAGAAGACUAGUGUGUGUGUUUUUCACAAACUGAGGCCUUUUUGUUAUCUUUUUUACAGCUUAUAACUUGCUUGGACGACCAUAAUCAAACAACACGGCUUGUAACAUGUAAAGCUCUUCAAAGAUUACUGGUAUCCUGCAAAGACACUUUUAAUGGUAAUGUGUUUCUUUUCUCAGUUACGCUAGUUAUGUGGCAGAAUGAAUGAACAGGGGUAGUGUCACUGUGAUUUUAGUGCUACUUGUUGAUAGGAAUGCAAUUUCCUUAAGAGUGACUUGGUCUCAGUGCAAGUUACUUUAGAAGGAUGAUGUGGCUAAUUUAAACUGUUUAAGUGUCUUUGGUUAGGGAGGCCAAAAAACCUGGAGUUAAGGGGGCUGUUAGACGUGGAUUGAACACCGCUUUCUGUUCCAAGCGUCCAAAGAACUUCCUUUCUCAGAAGAACGAAGUAUAGAGUCUGUUCACUCAGGUUAUUUCUAAUAAUGAAUGUUGUCUUUGGUGGUUGUGUCGUUUGUUUGUACAAACUGUCUAAAAUGAGUGUUCAUGAACAUCCCCAAAACAGUACCGUAAACUGCCGCUUACGACCCUUAGCUUAAACAUCUUCAUAAGGGGUUUUCAGAGGUCUUAUUUAUGGGGAGGCCGUAUAACUGGAAUCAACUGGGAGGGGUCAUAGGUGGAGGGCUUAAAAGCGGCAGUUUACUGUAGGAUUUUGGCUGCCGCUGCCGCUACCCAAGUUUCUAAGAGUGUUGCAAUAGGCAAUAACAAAUCAAAAGAACAUUUUGUCAUUGAAGGGAAUGACAGGAUCUGUGACUGGGUGAAAAUAGUUUUAGGCAAUCAAACAGAUAUUGCUAGGUUUAAUGUCGCUACAGAUGAGGUACUCUGGGACUAGCACCAUCUAGUGGAAGUAAAGUUUACUUUGUCCCUUCUGUUUAUUUUCAGUGGACAUGCUUCACCAAAUCUACCCCGAGUUACUGAAAAGAAUGGAUGACAGUAGUGAUGAAAUUAGGGUCGUUGUCACCAAAACCUUUCUUGCUUAUUUUAGGUGAGGAUUAUAAACUGUUAGUCAAGUACCUUUGUAGAUAUGGUUCAAUUUCAUCGUUGGUUCUGAAUCAUUUUCCUUUGUUUUUUAAAACUCAUCAAGGUACUUUAGGUAUUUAGGUAUUUUAUUUGUUUGCCACACGAUUACAAUAAUUAAAAAAAAGAUGUCAAAACAAAAUGUAGGAAGAGAUGGCGAGGAGGCCUAAAAGAAACUAUAGAGCUUAUGUUAAUUAGGCGUCCUCAAUUACAAUUUUUCGAAGAUGGCAUAAAAAUUACGGCGACGGAUACAAUAUAAUAUCAGGUGAAAAAUUAAACUAAUCAAUAUUACGGAAGUUUAUCAACCAUUACCAUAUCCAAAAGCAAAGGAAUAUAAAAUUUGAUCCAAGGAAAAAAUUGAGCCACAACAUGAGCGCUCUUAUAUUUGAUAGACUAACUAAAAAAGAGGAGUGUUUCAUCCAUUGUCUAGACCCGUUCUGAGAAGCGGAAUGAAAAGACUAGGCGUGGCCAACUUAAGCGAUUUUCGUCCCUUUAAAAAUGGUUUCAGGAAAUGUUUGUUACUUUUUUUCAGCCAAAGAGAGCCACAAUCCUCGCCAGAAAUCCUUGAAACACCCAUGCACUUCCCUUUCCGUCUGCAAUGUUGAGAUGUGAUUGUAACGUCUUCUGGCUACAAAAACAUUGCAAAAGGGAGGGGGAAAAUGAAAGGGAGCGAAAGUUUCCAAAGUUUUUAUAGGUUUUUGUCUGCCAAAGUGUUACGGGGUCUUUGUCUGGGAUUGUAGCUAUAAGUUGGAAACAGUAUUGUGCGAUUGACCAAAAUAAAGAUUUUAUGCUUGCAGAACCACACUGAUCAUUAUAACGAGAUUGGGGUCUUUGUUCUUCACCUUUACAGAGAUUUUGCCCUCUUAUUGGAAUAGUACAUCACGCACAAUAAGGAGCUUGACCUCGUAAGGCUUUUGCCAUUGACACACGGGUUUCUAAAGCUAAGUAGGUAAAGCUGCCGUUUUUCCAUGCGGACUAUCAUAUCCUGAGCCUGUGUUAACUCCUCAGACUACUUUCGACUCGAUUUAAUUUUGUAUGCCAUUUGGGUUCUGAAAUGCCCCAUUGACCUUUCAGCGCUUGUGGAAGACAUGCACUCGAAUGUAUGGUUCAUUGUAAUGCAGAAUAAUAUGUUGUUUUAUGGUAACUGUGUGUCUCAUUUCCUGCCAGAGCGUUUCCUUCAAAGUACGACCACGACUUGUACAAGUUACAUUUGGAAGCCAUGUUUAAAGGUCUUCUAGUUCAUCUUGAUGACCCAACAUCUUCUAUACAGGUAAAAUUACUCUUGCUCAUCUGACUAAUUAGGGCAGUAUGCCAGGAUUAUAAGGUAGAUGCAACCCACCUGAAGCAUUCAGGAUUAACUGAUGGAAUUGAAUGAAUAGCCAGUAAAACAUUAGCUAUGAUCUAAAUGAAAAGUGUGUCCAGGGACCCAUGUCGUUGUUACAAAGACCAGUUCUUUGGAGUGAACUUUUCAGGUAUACACAACAAUAAAAAAAAAAAAAACAUAAGAAAACUAGCAACUAACAAAAACACAAUAGUAGGAGUAAGUGGUUAGAUAUUGGAUCUUGAGUAGCUGGGAAUGGGGAGUUCUGUNGGACUAUCAUAUCCUGAGCCUGUGUUAACUCCUCAGACUACUUUCGACUCGAUUUAAUUUUGUAUGCCAUUUGGGUUCUGAAAUGCCCCAUUGACCUUUCAGCGCUUGUGGAAGACAUGCACUCGAAUGUAUGGUUCAUUGUAAUGCAGAAUAAUAUGUUGUUUUAUGGUAACUGUGUGUCUCAUUUCCUGCCAGAGCGUUUCCUUCAAAGUACGACCACGACUUGUACAAGUUACAUUUGGAAGCCAUGUUUAAAGGUCUUCUAGUUCAUCUUGAUGACCCAACAUCUUCUAUACAGGUAAAAUUACUCUUGCUCAUCUGACUAAUUAGGGCAGUAUGCCAGGAUUAUAAGGUAGAUGCAACCCACCUGAAGCAUUCAGGAUUAACUGAUGGAAUUGAAUGAAUAGCCAGUAAAACAUUAGCUAUGAUCUAAAUGAAAAGUGUGUCCAGGGACCCAUGUCGUUGUUACAAAGACCAGUUCUUUGGAGUGAACUUUUCAGGUAUACACAACAAUAAAAAAAAAAAAAACAUAAGAAAACUAGCAACUAACAAAAACACAAUAGUAGGAGUAAGUGGUUAGAUAUUGGAUCUUGAGUAGCUGGGAAUGGGGAGUUCUGUUUUCGUAUAUUGUAUCAUGAAGAACAACCGAGUUGUGUAAAAUCCUCAGCUUUUGGAUCGGUUUUGUCAAAAGAUAAAGGUAAAAAUUAGCUUCUAAGACGGAAAAGAUAUUUCCGUCUUAUAGAGAGUCAACUACAAGUAGUAAAGAAAGGGAAGGACAAAUUCUAGGUGUCCAUUUUAGUGAACUGUCUGUCAUAAAGUCAACUAAAAGAUAUAAAGAAAGGCAGGGAUGAACUCUUGGUGUUUGUCUUAAAGAGAGUCAACUAAAUAGAGUAAAGAAAGGCAGGGACCAACUCUUGGCAUCCAUAUUAGCGAGGUGUCAGUCUUGUAGAGGUGUACAUUAAGGGAAGGAUAGGUAUUUACUAAGUGUUAUUUUGCAGGUGCACGGUAGUUCGGUGAUGACUGGUUUGAAUGUAGUGUUAGCCAAUGAUGAAAAUAAUAGUAAAUUCUACUCUAUUUACAGGAAGCAGUUCUCAGUGUGUUAAAAGAAGCAGCACAUGUGCAACCUCUCUUGUUGAAAGAACAGGUUGAGUCUGUUAGGCACAAGCACAGAGUAGCCAGGUAAAACAGACAGUUCUACAAUUGCUUGUUACUUGUUACCUACCCUAGUAAACACACAACUCACGACUACUUCUCUUUAAUGAUCAAACAGAGGAAAAAUGUCUGAUAUCUUUUCUUUAUUUAAUUAUAAACAACGUUUUUCACAGUAUUGUUAUCAUCUCUAGAAGAGGUUAACUGAGAAAUGCCUAAGUGUGGUAAUUUUGAAGCAAAACUUGAAAGAAAUGGCCAAACCAGUAUCAUGAUUUCAGGAGUCCUGUGUCUUCACUAACAAUGUUUUGCUUACUUUUGUUGUGUGUAGAUAUUGCGAGGAGCUUAUAACACAUUGUCAAAGCCUUACAGCCAAGUCAUAGUCUUACUUAGCUUCUUAAGAAUCAUUAAGAUACCACCAAAUGAUGAGCCCACUGUUAGAAGCUGAUUGCAAGACUAUGAUGAACUUAAAUGAUUACCCUCGUACAUGUGAAGGAAACGAGGAGGCAAAGAUGGACACUGACAAGCAGCGUUUUGAGGAAUACAAAACAGAUACAUGG
Porites evermanni is the source of this 17938-nucleotide messenger RNA. The record is from the annotation of a GenBank genome assembly. NCBI's taxonomy places the organism in Eukaryota, Metazoa, Cnidaria, Anthozoa, Scleractinia, Poritidae.